Messenger RNA from Magnusiomyces paraingens, 1782 nucleotides. RefSeq lists its product as uncharacterized. Lineage: Eukaryota; Fungi; Ascomycota; Dipodascomycetes; Dipodascales; Dipodascaceae. The record is from RefSeq and is a predicted model, not a curated record. Bases 1 to 1782 code for a protein of 593 amino acids. The transcript has a single exon. Gene Ontology annotation, molecular function: protein binding.
AUGAUAACUUCUCUAAACGACCUCCCCUUAGAUAUCCACACAAACCUCUUGGAUUUUUUGAAACAACAAGACCUCAACAACCUCAGCAAGACAUCCCAAAACCUCCGCAAUUUUUACUCUGUACACAAAUGGUCCAAGACAUUUGUUUUCAAAGCAGAGAGCGACCGCAAAAGAUUGAAUUAUCCCAGCGUCCCUCUGAAUGUAUUCCUGAGUCCAGAAAAGUACAGCUGGUUUGAGACAAAAUAUAUAUUCACAAUACGGUUAUCCGAUGAAAUAUGUAACACUGAACUCUUUGAUCAGCUGAUAUCAUACUUCGCUACUGACGAAUUCUUCCAAAAACAUUACCCCAGAUUAAAGGUUGUUGAGUUCCAGAACAUGAUGAAUUCUUUUGUUUUGGGACUAAAACUCCGUGAAGAUAAAAUUUCUUCGUAUGUUAUGAAUUGGGGAAAAAUGGUCAUUGCUCUAUCUUUAAAUGUAGAAAAAGACUCUUGCGCCAAGGUAUUUUUGGAUUUCAAGAGCAUUAACCGACUUCACAUUAAACUGGAAUCUUCUAUGGACCUGCCAAAUGAACUAGCAAAACUACCUCAUUUGGAAUACUUAAAACUUGAUGUUCCAUUUCAACAGACAAACAAUAUGAUGGAAAAAUCCUUUACGGUAUUGACCCAAAAGUUCCCAAACACAAUCAACACUUUUAUACUUAAAUUUUUUCCCAUUUAUCAAGUUAAUAUAUAUACCGGCCAAAAACUUGAACAAUUCGGCUCAAAAUCUAACAAGUUAGUAGUUCCCGAUGUGACUGGAAUUGAAUAUAAAUUGGUUCAAUUUAAUCCACCUUUUGUGUUUGAUUAUUUUUCUUUCCCCAAUGUUUCAUAUUUUAAUCUUCAUGCAGAGUCUUACAAAUUUACAAGUAUUACACCUACCAUUUCUAUUGAUAUAACCACACUGGAGCUAUCUUAUUAUCAGCUCGAACGUGACAUGAGCCUUAUGAAACUAUUAGCUGACACUCUUGGAAAGACUAAGCACUUGCGGCGCUUAGACUUGAAAUACUCCAGAUGGGCUGAGGAUGAUUUGCCUGAAACUGCAGUUGUACACUCGGUUCUCAAUAUUUUUAUAAAUUACGAAGAAGAGAAUAUAUCAGAAAUCAUAGAGAAGGGAGCCAAAACGAUUGAAAUGAUUCUUUCGUCUGACCUUUUGAAGUGUUACAAUACUGAGCCUAUUUUCAACGCUCGCUAUGAAAUAGUAGAAGCAAUUUUGAGAAUUAUUUUUUGUCCCUCCGAAAAUACAGAUUUUUCCAAUUUUGCAGAUGAAUUCCAGGAUCUAUUUCGGUGGAUUUGGGUGAGAGAAAGCAUGUUUAAGGCGAUUCAAUCCCUGAAGCAACUGGAAUACUUUUACUUGAAUUCUAAAAGCAAUAGUUUCAUGCCAUUUUCUCCGCACUUUUUAGAACUCAUGAACAAAGAUGGAAAUAUCAAGCAGAUUUUUGUUACUUUCGGCCCUGAAGAUGAUUCAUACUUGGGCAUGAACAUGUAUUAUGAUUUGCAAAAAGACCACAUUUAUCCAAGCACUUUUUUCAAUGUUUAUAGUAAGCUUUUUGAAUUGCCAUUUGUAUACUGCAUUGGGCCCCAUACCCAUACCCAGAACUCUGAAGGGAGCCUAGAAUGUGUUAUCGAGUUGGAAAAACAGCAGUCAUUUGCUUUAGAAACGAAGAAGUUGGCUAAUGACUGGGUUGAUAAUUGGAAUAAGGAUUUUAAAGUGAAAGAGGGCCCGGAGUUUGACGGAUGGAUUUGA